AUGGGGAGAAAUGAAGUUGUGACUGGUUUUGUCAUUUAUGAUGGGAGGAACGGGAUCUAUUUUGCAUGGAGCAGUGUGUCUAAUAAUGACAUUAUUAUCGACUACAAGUACAGUCCUCAAAACAUGAAUUUACUCGGAAAAUGGGUGAGUGUCGCAAUCGAUGACAACUUGGAAGCUUGCCGGGAAGCUUCAAUCAUAUUGGAUCGCUAUGAAACCAGAAUCUUCAAAAGUAAAGCAGAGGUUAGUGAUAUAAAUCACAACGAGUUUAAAUUUUUUUCUCAGCUGCUUCUGGAAGUCCAACACGACGGUUGCUACAGAAACAGAAUGGAGAUGUUUCGUCACCACGAUUUGGGAUUAAUUGCUGAUCCGGAACAUUAUGUUAGAGACGUGGAGCAGAACGUUUCAUAUCGAGUUUGGAUUGCAUGCAAUCCAGAUUCCGAACUCAAACGCGAUAUUGGAGCAAGAUGGGUGGUGGUUGGCCUUUCUGAAAAAAUGGACUUGACUCGUCAGAGAAGUAGCACACAGUCGACUGAUUAUAAUAGUGAGCCACAAUCAAAUGAUCGAUCAUACGGACGCUCAUCUCAGGUCGGACGCCGCUCUUCUCCAGAAAACUAUUCGAACCGACGGUCGAGAUCACCAGAACGAUCAUCAAGGUUUGGGCCGAGAUACAACACCGACGAUAGACAAAAUUACGAUCAUCGGAAUCAGGAUAACUAUGGAUAUAAUACAGGGCCUCCAGUUAUGCUUGGGAAUCGUAGUCGCCGUUCACCAAGCCCUAGGAAUCGCUAUCAAGACUUUUUGAGUAGAGAUCGUCAAAACUAUAGAAAUGACGGUGGAUCCUAUCAGAAUCGACCAUCUGCUCAUCAAUCACCGAAUCGAUCGAUGCAAAACGAGCCGUAUGCUUCUAACCAAAAUAGUCAUCCAGAUAGUCGCCGCCCCGCUUCUUCUUUUAUGAAUCAAAGUAAAAAUUCCUAUUGUCCAUCUCCAUCUCCAAGCAAUCGUUCUUCCGAUUAUGCAGCACGACGAGAGAUUGCUCUUCAAUCUCCAAAAAUACCAUCAUCUGGACACUCAGUUCCACAUCAGAGGAAAAAUACAGACUCUCCGAGACCCCCUUCCAGGGCUGAAACCACGUCUGAAGAAGACACCGAUAAUGAAAUCGAAGACAGAAGUAGUCAGAAAAGCAAAAUCAGUUCGAAACAGGGAAAUCUGAUUCAAAACAACGAGCCGAUUGGAGAACAUAGACAGGUAACUGAUGCCACCAAAAUAUCAAGUGAUCGAAUCAAGUCUCGUGGAUUCAUACGACAAUUGACACCUGAAGAAGAAGAAAUGAAGACACUACGAACGACUGUGAACGAUAUCAAGGCUUUGGUGAAAAAUCUUGUUCGUCACCCAGAAGUUAUCGAGGCAAUGCAAGUAGCCAAUUUGGAAGAAUUUGAGGAGCUUAUUGAGAUAGUCGAAAGAAAGGAAUAG
Caenorhabditis briggsae is the source of this 1470-nucleotide messenger RNA. The record is from RefSeq and is a predicted model, not a curated record. NCBI's taxonomy places the organism in Eukaryota, Metazoa, Nematoda, Chromadorea, Rhabditida, Rhabditidae. Bases 1 to 1470 code for a protein of 489 amino acids. The transcript has 5 exons.